Messenger RNA from Chenopodium quinoa (quinoa), 1641 nucleotides. RefSeq lists its product as uncharacterized. The record is from RefSeq and is a predicted model, not a curated record. The transcript is spliced from 2 exons. Lineage: Eukaryota; Viridiplantae; Streptophyta; Magnoliopsida; Caryophyllales; Amaranthaceae. Bases 1 to 1641 code for a protein of 546 amino acids.
AUGGUUAAAAAUGACCCGAAGUGGAGGACAAAACUGAGAUGGGCGUUGUCAAGAGAGGAAAGAUUAGCUUGCGGUAAUGCUGUCGAGGAUGACAGUAGUGGAAGUGAAAAGCGGUGUAGAACUGAUGAUGAAGAUGUUGUUCACGUUACCGGUUUCACUUCUGGGGGUCUUGCUCGACCUGAUGGCGUUAAAAAGGCAAAGUCCAGGCGUAAUAAGGGAAAAGGAGUGGUUGUUGACGUCUUAAGCAUUACCGAGCAAAUGCAGCAGAAUAAUGCUACGAGGGAAAUCGAGGCACAAAUGCGGUUGAAGAAGAUGGAUUUCGACAUGGAAAGGGAAAGAAGGAAGCAAAAACAAGUAGAGCUUCACCAAAAACAAGUCGAAAUUCAAGAGAGAAGGCUUAACUACGAAAUGCUGCAAGAUCUAAUGGCAAAGGGACCGGACCUAACUCAUGAUGAAGAGGCUUACAAGGAAGAAUUACGUUCACUACUCUAUGUGUAUAACGACAACCAAUUCCGCCGUAGAUUUCGUAUGCGAAGAUCUUUGUUCUGUCGCAUUAUGAAUAAGGUGGUUGAAGGGGAUCAAUUCUUCCAACAACGUCCGAAUGCAGCUGGAAAGCUUGGUUUAUCACCGUUGCAGAAAUGCACCGCUGCAAUAAGAAUGUUAGCGUAUGGCGUAGCCCCCGAUGUCGUGGAUGAAUAUCUACGUAUCGGCCAAACAACCUCAAGGAAUGCAUUGCAACAUUUUUGUCAGGGGGUUAUUUCACAAUUUGAAAGUGAAUAUCUACGUAAACAUACAGAUGAAGAUUUAAGGAGAAUCCUUCAUCAAAAUGAAUUGCGUGGGUUUCCAGGCAUAAUUGGUAGUAUAGACUGCAUGCAUUGGGAGUGGAAGAAUUGUCCUACGGCUUGGAAAGCACAAUAUGCUGGUCGUAGCAAGACUGCAACCCUCAUUCUUGAAGCCGUUGCUGAUCAGGAUUUAUGGAUUUGGCAUGCGUUCUUUGGAAUGCCUGGCUCAUGUAAUGAUCUUAAUGUCCUUUACCGUUCACCGGUGUUUGAUGAUGUUUUACAAGGUCGUGCACCACCAAUAAAUUUUUGGGUAAACGGACAUCAAUAUGAGUUGGCCUACUACUUGGCAGAUGGGAUUUAUCCGAAAUGGCCAACUUUUAUACAAGGUAUUACACAUCCUCAAGUUCAAAAAGAUAAGUUGUUUGCUGAUCAACAAGCAGCAGUUCGGAAAGACGUUGAACGGGCUUUCGGAGUUUUACAAGCUAGGUUUGCUAUACUACGACAACCUGCACUGGCCUUCGACGAAGAUAUUCUUUGUGACAUUAUGAAAGCCUGUAUAAUAAUGCACAACAUGAUCGUCGAGGAUGAACGACACAACUACACACGGGCAGAUGUUUUGAGACGAUACUACGAAGAAGAUCGACCACAACGUCCAGCAGUGCGGGCGGGACCGAGCACAAGUGCCACGGUGAAUAACAACGAGCCAUUUGAAUUCAACGUCGGGCGGCCGCCCAACAUAGAUUUCAACGCGUAUUUUCAGAGGAGGAUUGCCCUUCGUGAUAGAGAAAUUCAUUCGUCUCUCAAACAAGAUUUAGUAGAACACAUAUGGCAGAACUUUCGUCAUAAUACGGCCGAAUAA